ACCUUUUGGCUAUGAUUGGUCGCCGGAUUUCGAUCGUUCUAGAGAGUGGGGGUGGGGGACGUUUCCGGCGCGGCGCUGUGACGUAUGCUCUGGGUGCCGAGGUGUCCGGCGGUCGGCCGGGUAAAGCAGAUUGUGGGAGAUGGCGGAGUAUCUGGCCUCCAUUUUCGGUACCGAGAAAGACAAAGUCAACUGUUCUUUUUAUUUCAAAAUUGGAGCAUGUCGUCAUGGAGACCGGUGUUCUCGACUGCAUAAUAAACCAACAUUUAGCCAGACCAUUGCCCUCUUGAACAUUUACCGUAACCCUCAAAACUCUUCCCAGUCUGCUGACGGUUUGCGCUGUGCUGUGAGCGAUGUUGAAAUGCAAGAACAUUAUGAUGAAUUCUUCGAGGAAGUCUUUACAGAAAUGGAAGAAAAAUAUGGCGAAGUAGAGGAGAUGAAUGUCUGUGAUAAUCUUGGUGAUCAUCUGGUUGGAAAUGUAUAUGUCAAGUUCCGACGUGAAGAAGAUGCAGAAAAGGCUGUGAUUGACCUGAACAACCGCUGGUUUAAUGGACAGCCAAUUCAUGCUGAGCUUUCCCCUGUGACAGACUUCAGAGAAGCUUGCUGCCGUCAGUAUGAAAUGGGGGAGUGUACACGGGGUGGUUUCUGUAACUUUAUGCAUUUGAAACCUAUUUCUCGAGAGCUGCGACGUGAGCUGUAUGGUCGCCGCCGCAAGAAGCAUAGAUCCAGGUCAAGGUCCCGUGAGCGUCGCUCGAGAUCCAGAGAUCGUGGUCGUGGUGGAGGUGGCGGAGGAGGAGGAGGAGGAGGAGGUCGAGAGCGUGAUAGAAGGCGGUCGAGAGAUCGUGAAAGAUCGGGGCGAUUCUGAGCCAUGCCAUUUCUACCUUGUCUGUUAGAAAGUGUUGUAGUUGAUUGACCAAACAGUUCAUAAUGGAAUUUUUUUAAAAAGAUGGGCUUCUGAAUAAAAAUUUGUAGUGAUACAGUUCCUUUUUUUUCAUAACUGGUUUCUUACGGAAUAAACUAUCAUUUCUCUGACAAAUAACUGGGGUAGAAAUUGUGAUGUACUGCAGAUCAGCCAGUUUCUGCAUUUGUAUAAGAAUGAAAUUGUUUGUGUAUAUAAUAUAAAAUAUUGCAUAUACUAACAAUUUCAUCCAUAUUCAACUACAAACUAUAUACAUGAAAAAUAGAGUCAUUUUAAGUUUCUUUCUGUCUGCUUAUUUAGGUUAGUUUAGACACAUCUAAAGGAAAGAACAUUUCUUAAAUCAGUCAGAAUGCUUAGUUGCAUAAAAAUGUAUGUUUCUUUCAUUAAUAAGAAAUUUGUGCUCUGUGAAUGUGACAUUUACAAUAAAUCCAGUUUUUGACUUAAA
Molecule: messenger RNA, 1361 nt
Organism: Heteronotia binoei (common prickly gecko)
Lineage: Eukaryota; Metazoa; Chordata; Lepidosauria; Squamata; Gekkonidae
Gene: U2AF1
Product: U2 small nuclear RNA auxiliary factor 1
Exons: 8
Coding region: 140-862 (240 amino acids)
Biological process (GO): mRNA splicing, via spliceosome
Cellular component (GO): spliceosomal complex; U2AF complex
Molecular function (GO): metal ion binding; pre-mRNA 3'-splice site binding
Source: RefSeq, a predicted model, not a curated record